This is a messenger RNA of Amaranthus tricolor (Joseph's coat), 1720 nucleotides long. RefSeq lists its product as uncharacterized. The transcript is spliced from 9 exons. Gene Ontology annotation, cellular component: nucleus. The coding region runs from base 102 to 1073 and encodes 323 amino acids. Gene Ontology annotation, molecular function: protein methyltransferase activity. Gene Ontology annotation, biological process: protein methylation. The record is from RefSeq and is a predicted model, not a curated record. Lineage: Eukaryota; Viridiplantae; Streptophyta; Magnoliopsida; Caryophyllales; Amaranthaceae.
UCCACGACUAACUGGUUAAUAAAAUAGAAGUAAAUGUAACAAGUUGAACUAAUUGUUGGACGAAACAGCAAGCCCACGGGAGAGGCCGAGAAAGUGCAUCAAUGGAGAAAAGAAACUCGGUAGACAUUGCAAUGGAAGACUCUAAGGUCAUGAGCGAAGUUCAUCUUGGUUGCCCGCCUAAUUUCUCCGGUCCAUACGUCUCCCGUUUUACCUUCCAUUUACCUCUUCCUGAAGAUGAGCAUUUGCAGAAAAGAUGUGGUGAUGAUCCUGAAAAUGAAUCAUGUUCUUUCCAGAAGAUUGUCAAAGUGGAUGAAGACGGUGACCUCAUUGUGGCUCGACGAACAAAACAAUCAUAUUACACUGGUGUUGUCAGCAUCCAACACAACAUUACAUCAAGUAUUUCAAGAGUGGGUUUGCAGGUCUGGAAGGCAGAAUUGAUAUUAGCAGAUUAUGUAUUGCACAAGAUGUCGCUAUCAACUGCAUUCAACAAUGUUGUAGCGGUUGAACUUGGUGCUGGCACAGGGUUGGUUGGUAUCUUAAUUGCGCGUGUUGCCAAGGCUAUUUUCAUAACAGAUCAUGGUGUUGAAAUUCUAGACAACUGCGCUAGGAAUGUUUACUUUAAUUCUGGCCUAUUCGGAAGUGAGUGUUCAGUUAAAGUGCGAGAGCUUGACUGGCAGAAACCAUGGCCACCCAUGGAUUUCAAUUCUACAGGAAGAUAUUCCUGGACAUCUACUGAGGUGGAAGAGGUCAACGGAGCAUCUGUGCUGCUUGCUGCUGAUGUGAUCUAUAGUGACGAAUUAACUGAUGCUCUUUUUAGUGUUUUACAGAAAAUGAUGUGCCAGCAUUCUGAAAAGGUGCUAUAUCUUGCUUUGGAGAAGCGAUACAAUUUCAGCUUGGAUGAUCUUGAUGUUGUUGCGAAUGGGUACUCACAUUUCCUUAGUUACAUGACGGAUUCAAAAGGUUUCACUGGCAAGUGUAUCAAUCUUUCCGAAAUUCCUCAAUAUGUGAGAGAAUACCAGAGAGGAAAUGAUGUGGAGCUUUGGGAGAUGAAGUAUGUUGCACCAAAAUGUUGAAGAUCUGAGAUAUCUGCUGGAAAAGAAGAGCGGAGAUAAAUAUUAGUUUUCAUUAUUCUUAUUUUAUUUUAUUUUCUUAUUUAUGAUUUAGGCUUAAAUUUUCAGAAAAAAUGCUUAAAAAAAUGUCCAAAAAAAGAGUGUGCAAUAUCACCGUACACCUAAUCCCCAGAUCAAGAUUUGGUGAGUUAUUUUUUUUAUUUCAUUUGAAAAAUAUUUUAAAAAAAUUUGUGUCCCUGUAUUGUAUCCAAUACGAGGGCAUGUCCCUAUAUCCUAAAAUUCUAAAAACAAUAUAUCGGAUACUAGAAUCCACAUUUAUAUUCGAUACAUGUAUUUGAGUCUAGGUAACAUAACUCGGAUGCAUUUUAGAAAGAGGCAGAUUCUAGCUAGGCAUGUAUGUAUUCUCUAUUUUCCUUUAUAUAAUGUUUAUUAUACAAUACUUUUCUGUCUUAUUUAUUUUGCAAUAUUUCAAAUUAAAGAAACUCAUUAAAAUUUAAAAUAUUGCUGGGAAAAAAUUAGUUGAUUUAAUGGGUAAACUACCACUACCAAUAGACAAAUAAAAUAAAUAAAAUAUAGUUGUUAUUAGUGAGUUGGAUUCUACUGCUUUGUAUAGUGGAUGUAUGUAAAACAAUGAAUAAUUUUACCACAAU